Molecule: messenger RNA, 437 nt
Organism: Sinocyclocheilus anshuiensis
Lineage: Eukaryota; Metazoa; Chordata; Actinopteri; Cypriniformes; Cyprinidae
Product: adhesion G-protein coupled receptor D2-like
Exons: 3
Coding region: 156-437 (93 amino acids)
Biological process (GO): adenylate cyclase-activating G protein-coupled receptor signaling pathway
Cellular component (GO): plasma membrane
Molecular function (GO): G protein-coupled receptor activity
Source: RefSeq, a predicted model, not a curated record
UUGUUAUAGUCGCUGUAACCUUGGCAGCCACUUUGGAUCGGUAUAAAGCACAGCAGUACUGCUGGCUGAACCUUCAGUCGCACGUUAUUUGGGCUUUUGCAGGGCCUGUGCUCUUUGUUUUGGCCGUCAACGCUGUGGUGCUUUUUCGGGUUGUAAUGGUCACAGUGGCCAGUGCACGUCGCAGAGCCAAAAUGCUGACGCCCAGUUCUGAUUCGAAACUUCACACGCUGGACCUUACCUGGGCAGCGACGAGGCCAGUAUUGAUCCUGUUACCAGUGUUAGGUCUGACCUGGCUGUGUGGAGUGCUGGUGCAUUUAUCUGUUGUCGUGGCCUAUCUGUUCAUCACACUCAAUGCUUUUCAGGUAACACACGACACUUAUACUAUGGCUGGGCGAUUAUUCACAUUUAUUUUCAAUUACGAUUUUAGCUUACAGUGA